AUGAGCCCGUUAGUGUUUGAAUAUGAGACGUGUUUUUAUCACUUCUCAACCUUCUAUUUCGUUUUCAUCCUGUACAAGCCAUUCAAGGAUGAUCGCAAACGAAACGCAGACACCGAGGCGAGGGCUGGGUGGGUGCAGUGCCGGGAGGAGGCUGCGGGUGCCGCUGCUGACCGAGGAGGAGCGAGAGGAAGGCCGGAGCGGUAGCAGCCCCGCCCGCUGCGGCCCGGCUCCAUCGCUGGCUGGCUGGCUGGCUCGGCGGCCGGGCGGUCUGCGAGUCCCCCGGUGCGGAGCCGUGCUGCAGCGAGGCGGAGGGGAGCGGAGAGGAGCCCGGAGCGGGAUCCGGAGCCGGAUAGGCGGCGUUGUUAUCGGCGGAGGUGCGUGGAAUGGCGGGGAGGCGGGGGCCGGCGGGAGCGAGCCCUGCUGUGGGGCGUGCUGGUGGCGGCGUGGGAGGCGGCGUGGGGACAGCUGCGCUACUCGGUUCCCGAGGAGCUGCCCAAGGGCUCGUUCGUGGGCGACGUGGCCAAGGACCUGGCGCUGGACCUGACUGCGCUCGGAGAACGCGGCGUCCGCCUUGUGUCUGAAGGAAGGACGCAGUAUUUGGGUCUGCAGGGGAAAACGGGACAUUUGGUGACAGCGGAGAGGAUAGACCGGGAGCAGCUGUGCCGGCUGGUGGAGAAAUGCGUGCUGCGGUGUGAGCUGAUAGUGGAGGGGGAGAUGAAGUAUUACGAAAUCGAAGUGGAAAUCACGGACAUAAAUGAUAACACGCCUAGUUUCCCAGAGACUGCCACGGAGUUGUCGAUGAGCGAGACGACGGUGCCGGGGACCCGUUUUUUCUUGGCCGAGGCUCACGACCCAGACUUAGGUCAGAAUUCCCUGCAGAGCUACGAGCUGAGCGGCGACGAGCACUUCUCGCUGGCCGUGCAGACGGGCCCCGGCGGGGAUCAGCGGCCCGAGCUGGUGCUGGCGAAGGCGCUGGACCGGGAGGAGGCGGCGUUUCACGAGCUGGUGCUGCGGGCGAGCGACGGCGGAGAGCCGGCACGGACGGGCACGGCGCGGAUCCGCGUGGCGGUGCUGGACGCCAACGACAAUGCGCCCGUGUUCAGCGCGGCGGAGUACACGGUGCGUGUGGCGGAGGACGUGCCCGUGGGCUCCGUCCUCGUCACCCUCACGGCCACCGACGCUGACGAGGGCAUGAACGGCCACGUCAAAUACUCGUGGAAGAAAACGAAGGACAUGUCCCCGAAUGUUUUACGUUUAGACUCCGAGACAGGAGCGAUCACUGUGGUGCAAAGCCUGGACUUCGAAGAAGCAGACUCUUUUGAACUGGAAGUACAGGCUCGGGACGGAGGUGGCCUUUUCCAUACUGCUAAAGUUACCAUCUCCUUGACAGAUGUCAAUGACAAUGCUCCUCAGAUUUCUGUGCGGUCGGCAGUGAGCGAGAUCUCCGAGGACGCGCCUACUGGCACUGUGGUGGCCUUACUAAACGUACAGGAUCGGGAUUCGGGAGCCAACGGCCAGGUGCGAUGUUCGCUAGAAGGCGGAGUCCCUUUCCGGCUUCGGAGCUCGCGCGGAAACUACUACAGCGUGGAGACGUCUCGGGAGCUGGACCGGGAGAAGGUGUCGGAGUACAACGUGACGGUGCGGGCAGCAGACGGUGGGUCGCCGUCGCUGUGGAGCAGCGCGGUGCUGGCGCUGCGGGUGCUGGACGUGAACGACAACGCGCCGGUGUUCUCGGAGGAGCGGUACAGCGCGCGUGUGGCCGAGAACAACGCGGCGGGCGCGGCGGUGGUGCGGGUGCGGGCGUCGGACGCGGACUGGGGGGAGAACGCGCGCGUGCGGUACCGGCUGGUGGAGGGCCGGGUGCGGGGAGCAGCGCUGUCGUCGUACGUGUCGGUGCAGGCGGAGACGGGCGCGCUGUACGCGCUGCGCUCCUUCGACUACGAGGAGGUGCGCGAGGUGGGGCUGUGGGUGGUGGCGGAGGACGGCGGCGCGCCGGCGCUGAGCAGCAACGUGUCGGUGCGGCUGGAGAUCCUGGACGAGAACGACAACGCGCCGCAGGUGCUCUACCCGCCGCCGGCCUCGUCGUCUUCGUCGGGAUCGUCAGUGGGGUGGCCGGCGGUGGAGCUGGCGCCGCGGUGGUCGGAGCCCGGCUCGCUGGUGGCCAAGGUGGUGGCGGUGGACGCGGACGCGGGUCAGAACGCGUGGCUGUCGUACGAGGUGUGGAAGGCGACGGAGCCGGGUCUGUUCCGCGUGGGGCUGCACAGCGGCGAGGUGCGGACGGCGCGGGCCGUGUCGGAGAGGGACGCGGCGAAGCAGCGGGUGGUGGCCGUGGUGAAGGACCACGGGCAGCCGGCGCUGUCGGCCACGGCCACGCUGCACGUGGUGCUGGCCGAGAGCUCGGAGGCGCUGCCGGAGCUGAGCGAGCGGGCGGCGGGCGCCGACUCGCCGGCCGAGCUGCAGUUCUACCUGGUGCUGGCGCUGGCGCUGCUCUCCGCCCUCUUCCUGCUGAGCGUGGCGCUGGCCGUGCUGGCGCGGCUGCGCCGGGCCGGGCCGCCCGCCGUCCUGCGCUGCCUGGCCGCGCAGCGCUUCUCCGGGCCCGGCGCCGCCUUCCCGGCCGACUCCUGCGAGGGCACCUUGCCCUACUCCUACAACCUCUGCGUGGCGCCGGGACGCGCCCUGCCGAGGCUCGCUGGCCGCCGCCGCCCGUGCCCAGCCUGCCCGCCGAGGAGCUGCUCGCCGGGGAGCCCUGCGGGAGCGGAGCCCGAGCCACAAGCGCCGGACCGGCACAGCCGCCCGCCCGCCCCGACGCACCGCAGCCUCCGCACUGAACGCUGGGUUUUCAUCGGGUGA
Calypte anna (Anna's hummingbird) is the source of this 2850-nucleotide messenger RNA. Its product is annotated as protocadherin gamma-A12-like. The record is from RefSeq and is a predicted model, not a curated record. NCBI's taxonomy places the organism in Eukaryota, Metazoa, Chordata, Aves, Apodiformes, Trochilidae. Gene Ontology annotation, cellular component: plasma membrane. Gene Ontology annotation, molecular function: calcium ion binding. Gene Ontology annotation, biological process: homophilic cell-cell adhesion.